AUGUCUCCCGCAUCGCCGAAAAGACGCAAGCUUGAUCACAAACCAGUUGACAAGGUGCCGAACGAUCAAGAUCAUGACGACGAAGCGUCCGACAAUGCGUCAAGCAUCGAGGAAUAUGCACCUGUCUCCAAGACAAGACCUGCACAGGCGCAGUCUAAAUCAAAACAUACAGGAAACGAUGGAGAAGCGGCGCUUUAUUCAGGAGGACUUUUCAAAUCCAGCGCGUUCAAGUUUCAAGUCGAUUAUCUGCUGGAAGACUCGAGGCCCAACUACGAAAAGGUGUUUGCGAAAGCUAACGAAACAUUGAGCAAGCUCAAGAGUCUAAUUGAGUCUAUCGAUUCUCGAAAACCUCUUUCUGUUACCGAAGCCACCAAGAGUCUCCAAAAAUUACACAAAAUUACCAUUCCAUUUCCUUCUCCAAAGCCAGAUAAAGAUGCUGCAUAUAAAUUUUCAUACGAGAAGCCUUCGAAUAUCAACGUCGUAGGCAGUUACCCGCUCAGAACUAUAUCGAAGGUGGUUGACGCGGAAUAUUUGCCAUCUAUUGACAUGGUGGUAAUCAUGCCGGCUUCGAUAUUACAAGAGAAGGACUAUCUGAACUAUCGAUAUUUCUACAAGAGAGCCUACUAUCUUGCGUGUAUUGCUGCUGGGUUGCUGGAAGCGAUACAGGAUGAGUUCAUAAUAAAGUUCAGAUAUCUGAAUGAUAAUGACCUCCAUCCGAUUUUAUGCCUUACUUCAAAGCCAGCUGAAGGAAAGGCCCAUUCCAGAUACGAGAUAAACAUAAUCCCAGCUGCACCGGCGAAUUUUUUUAGCAAGUCAAAAUUGUUACCAAGCAAGAAUUCCGUACGGCCCAAAGAUGGUGCAGAGGAUGCACCGCUUCCAGCGACACCCUUUUAUAAUUCUUCACUAUUCUCCGAUGCGAACUAUGAACCUUAUCUUCAGGUUCUUCACUCCGCUACAAAACAGUCUGAGGCCUUCAGAGAUGCAGUCGUCCUUGGGAGAAUUUGGUUACAUAAACGGAACCUAGGAGGGUCUCUUUCUCGAGGCGGGUUUGGAAAUUUUGAAUGGGCUUCCUUGAUGGCUCUUCUUUUGAAAGGAGGGGGGCCUAAGGGUCACAGCGUGCUUUCUCCUGGGUACAGCAGCUACCAGAUGUUCAAAGCCAUGCUACAAUUCAUCGCCACAGGAGACAUGGCCAACAAACCUUUCAUGUAUGAUUGUGGCGACGUCAACAUUUCGAAAUCAGACGCCCCAGUUUUUUUCGACGGGCCUCGCGGACAUAAUCUCCUCUACAAAAUGACUGCAUGGUCUUACGCCCUCUUACGUGAUGAAGCUCAAAUAUCCUUGGAAAUGCUCAGUAACGAGACCUUCGACCAAUUCGAGGCUACCUUUGUCUUAAAUGUCUCAGAGUCACUGCAGAGAUAUGACUGCGUUCUUCGUGUUCCGAUGUCAAAAAGGACACCGGCAAGUUCCACAGAUUGCGAUCACUUUUCACCUACUGCGAUGCACGCUCGCCGUAUCUUCAGUGUUUUAUCCGAAGGUCUUAUGGACAGGGUCAAAUUGAUUCAAGUCGCAACAUCAGCGCCUCGAAAAUGGUCAACCAAAUCUAGUGUUCCGACAUUAGAAGAACCGAUUCUGGUAUCUUUUGUUUUCGAUCCGGCCACAGUUGAUCGUGCUGUUGAUCACGGCCCUUCAGCGGAUGAAAAAUCGAAGGCUGCCAAAUUUCAGAAGUUCUGGGGUGACAAAGCAGAAUUACGACGAUUCAAAGAUGGAAGUAUUUUAGAAACUUUGGUCUGGAAUUCCAGAACCACCUAUUCUAUUUUCAACGAGAUAGUCACAUAUCUCAUCAGCCGGCAUUUUGGCUCAGAAAUCAGCGAAGAAAUGAUCUUUAUUGGAGAUAGUUUCAGUAAACUCGUCCCUUUCUCUGACUCAGGCUCGAAGGCGUUUGAUAAUCUCAAACAAGCAUAUUUAAGCUUUGAGAAAGAUAUUCGGGACUUAGAAGGGUUGCCACUUCAGCUCAGGCAGCUUUCUGCGAUCGAUCCUCAGUUGCGCGGUUCAUCUACUUUACCUCCUAUUUUCGGGUCGUCAACUCCGCUGAAAACGCCAGCUAAUGUUCUCAUUCAAUUCGAAGGAUCGGGCAGAUGGCCCGAUGAUGUCGUCGCUAUUCAAAGAACCAAGAUAGCUUUUUUGCUCAAGAUUGGCGCUCAGCUACAAGAGGCUAACGACGCCAUUGACACUCGCGUCGGUCUUGAGAACGAAGAAAGUAAAUUUCAAAACUGUGCAUUUUUGGACGUCAGGUAUGACUCGGGGGCAAUAUUUAGAUUACGGAUUCACCAUGAUAGGGAACAGACGCUUCUGGAGCAUAUACUCAAAGACAAGUAUACCGACUCCCGAACUCGAGAAGAUGCAAUACUGGCCUUAUCGUCAUACAAAAGAACAUUUAUUCAACUGCCUCUUUUGACGCAAUCUAUCUCCACCCACUGUACACGGUUUCCACUAUUGUCGCCCACGAUUCGAUUAGUGAAGCUAUGGUUUGAUCAUCAUAUGCUCUCAGCUCAUAUCAACGAUGAGCUGAUUGAACUUAUUGUCUCACGGAUGUUUAUGUUGCCAUACCCGUGGCGCGUUCCGUCAUCAGUAAUGGCCGGGUUCUUGAGAACACUGAUGUUUAUCGAACGUUGGGAUUGGCGGCAUCAGCCACUAGUGGUUGAUUUCACGGGCACUAUGACUAACAAGGACGUCGCCUCAGCAAAUACGCGACUCGAAGCGUGGAGAAAGCUUGAUCCAGGGAUGAAUCGAACUGUUGUUUUCGCUGCAUCCAAUCAUGAUGUUACUGGUGUAGCUUUUACAGAUCAGGGUCCUUCAAAGGUCGGAGCUUCUCGGAUGACAUCUCUGGCAAGCUCAGCGUACCGACUAGCUAAGGAUAAAGGGUUGUCUCUAGAUCCCAGAUCUUUGUUUGUCACUUCGACUUCUGAUUACGAUUUUGUGAUUCAAGUUUCACCGAAAUUCAGUGCUGAUCGAAAGAAACAAGCAGCAUCCACAGGGAAAUACAAGAAUCUCGUUGUUCAAUCAGAGGGAAGUUUUGAGGGCGUUGGCUAUGAUCCUACGCAAGCUUUUAUAUCAGAGUUGAAGGGAGCAUAUACCAGCAGUGUUGUCUUCUUCCACGGGGCCGGAGCAGUAUUACAUAUAGGUGGACUUUGGAAUCCACAGACUGUAUCCGCGCGGCCAUUUAAAAUCAACCUUGCAUAUGCCACAAAAGUCUCUGACGGGCAAGAAGAAGCAGAGCCCGAGAACGUCGAAAUCGAUAAAUCAGCAAUACUUUCGGAAAUUGCGAGACUUGGGGGAGAGUUGAUCUCGAAAAUAGAAGUUAAUAGAUGA
This is a messenger RNA of Glarea lozoyensis ATCC 20868, 3369 nucleotides long. RefSeq lists its product as uncharacterized. The coding region runs from base 1 to 3369 and encodes 1122 amino acids. Gene Ontology annotation, biological process: tRNA export from nucleus; rRNA processing. NCBI's taxonomy places the organism in Eukaryota, Fungi, Ascomycota, Leotiomycetes, Helotiales, Helotiaceae. The transcript has 3 exons. Gene Ontology annotation, cellular component: UTP-C complex; CURI complex; small-subunit processome. The record is from RefSeq and is a predicted model, not a curated record.